This is a messenger RNA of Venturia canescens, 7532 nucleotides long. RefSeq names its product serine/threonine-protein phosphatase 4 regulatory subunit 1-like. The record is from RefSeq and is a predicted model, not a curated record. Bases 3294 to 5774 code for a protein of 826 amino acids. The transcript has 10 exons. Gene Ontology annotation, molecular function: protein phosphatase regulator activity; protein binding. Gene Ontology annotation, biological process: protein dephosphorylation. Lineage: Eukaryota; Metazoa; Arthropoda; Insecta; Hymenoptera; Ichneumonidae.
GUUCUACCUUCUCUCUCGUGCGCACGUUCAUUCCUGUUUUUAAUUUCACGUAAGGCAGUUUUAUUGUUUAUAAAAUAAGGGAAAAGGACAUUUGGUGAAGCGGGGAUUCGAUCGAGCGUACUUUUUCGUGGUGAAAAUUCGAUUCGAGUCGUCAAACCGGAGGGAAUCGGCCGAGUGAAAAGUUUCGGAGUGGAAAAAACGUGGAUGAGAAGAAUUGUGCACGAACCGUUUCAGUGCUCCGCAUCGGAAUUCGUUUUUAUUUUUUUCGACAUUUUUACUCGCUCGACAGUGAUAUCGCUACGGAAUAUUUAUAAUCCUCGGGUUCGAGGGUUCGAGCAGCGAACACGUGCUCCUCCGAAUUCUCAAACUCCUCGCAUUUCGGUACACCAGUGCCGGAUUUUUUUUCGCUUUCGUUUCGCUCGAGGAAAAGUACAAUGUGCACGUCGGCGAUACUCCAACUUUGAGUUUAAAUAUUCUGCGAAUUUUUAGUUUUGGACGAUUUCAGGCCUCUCUUCUUCGGGAUUUCCCCCCCAUCGGUUAUGACGAAUCAGUGGUGGAAAAUGCGUCGCGCGUUUCACUCCAAGAAACACACGAGUCGUGAAAAUUCGAGAGAAUCGUUAAAACGCCCACUCUCCGCGCGUUCCUACUUUUGUGGAAAAUGUGAUGUGUUUGUGAUCCACGAACUCCACCCCGAAAAAGGUUGAAGUGAUUCUCUGAACGGCACCAAUUGCGAACGAAUAUUUAUGAUAAAUAUUACCGUUUUUCGAGGCUCGACGAGAUAAUCCCGAUAGAAGAUUCGAGAUUUUGGAGCAACUCUAUUCCGCCUCGCAGGUUAUGAAACCUCCAUCAUGCGCUAUACCCGAGUGAUUAAAAUGCCCCCUCCCAAAACGAUGAAAAAACCUACCGAAGAAAAAAUGACGACUCCGCGUGGCCCGGGACCUUGAAUUGGAUUCCAAUGGAUGACAUUGUAAAAUGGCGAUUCAAGCGGAUCGAGUGAAUUUGCCAAAACGGAAGUCGGUCUAAGCGAGGUUUAGAGCUAGAUUUCUGCGUUGCAUCCGGUCGGAGCGUAAAGUAUUUUGUUUCUUUAUUUCCAUGAUACGUUGACCGAGCAGUGUAUUCCCUGGAAGCGAUAUAGUGAUAAGCGAGAAUUUUUCGUGGCGGGAAAAAGGCGACGAAUGGAAGAGAAGAAUAGAAAAAAAUAGAUGCGGAGGCAGGAAAAAGGAUGCUGUUUCGCGGCGUGGCUCCGGCUCAGUCGGAAUGAGGCGGGAGAAAAGGAACGCCGUCGCUUCGUCGUCGUCGUCGUCGUCGUCGUCGGGAGUACAGUCACGGUUGCUGCGAAGCGCGUUCGAGGGCCACACGUGGGUCGAUGACGCCACGACGCGACCGGAAGUGCCGCCGCGCUUCUCGCGACCCCCGUACCCGGCAGCCGUUUCACUCUCUCGCUCCCCCACCUUUCCUUCUCAACUCCCCCGACGGUACGACCCUACCCGACGCCCCGGGAUCAAUGAAUACUAUAAUACUACGAGAUGGCUUUACACGCGUAUACACGUGAAGGCGGGUUAUUGCACACAGAAGCGCGCACAGACAUGUGUGUCCGGUGAGGGAAUCCUGGUUGAACGGAGAGGCCUUAACCGAGCGACACUUUUAGUUUGAACGAUAAAAUCCAAACGUUCGACAUUUCGAUUACAAGUUAAGUGCAACGAUUAUUGAAUAACGAAACUUGAGCGGCGAGUGUGAGAUUGCGAAACGUCUCUUUUCAUUGGAGGAGGCUUCUUUAUUCUUUUUCUUUCGUUUUCGUCAUCGAACGCCAUAGGGGACCACCCGAAUCGUGAGGAAGAUUGCGUAAGAACGAGAACCGAGCGACUCGGGAGCGCGAGUGCAAGAGCGAGAGGAGGCGAUACAGUCCGAGAUGCUAAUACACGCGUCGCGAGGCCACGCACACACGCACAGAAACGUGUCUCACACGUACCCGCGACACACGCGAUCCUCCGGCGCACAAGCGUGUGAAUAAAUAUAUAUAUUUGUGGCCCGCGUGAAACGCCUGCGCGCGCGACGUCCCAACCAUCGCGCGGAGCCUCUCUAAACGAACGAACGUGAAACCAGGGGAAUUUAUUGCCCGCGCGAAUUUCAACGUAUGUGAUUUACAGUCCAAUCCUUUGAUCUCGGCAAAUAGGCGGGAGUCUCGAAGAAGCCUCGAUAUACACAUACGCGCAUACGCGAGUGACUCUCCUGCGCGUGUGCGUGUCUCGUGCGUACACGGGCUGUAACCCGCACACUCGGGAUUAUUGGACGGAAAGACAUCGCGCGUAUGCGGAGAGACGGAGAGCAAAGUCGAUGCUGAUUAGAGAUCGCGUCUCGUAUCGCACUUUUAAACUUUUAUCGCGAGCACGAGAAAGCCGAGAGCGGGCUGAAGCGUCAUAUUUUCGGCAGCAUCUAUCGCCAAAUUAACGGUUGGAAGAUUCGUUGGGAAAUCGGGUCAUUUUCGCAAAUAUUCAAGUGCCAGAAACGUCUCGACGGACACGUGGAAAUAUUGUAGUUUCUAAUGCGCGAAAAGGAAGCUCCAAUGAAUAUUCAGCGGUAAAAAAAACAUCGCGAAUUUCAUCAAUCGUGAAGGAAACAAGAAGAAACAUAAAAAGACUCGCGCGGUUAAAACGAACAAGACGAAGAAGGGAAAAAAGAACUGCUUUCAUAAUGUAUAAGGCUAACCGGUAAUUGGACCAUUUCUUAUACUAUUGAGGUAGUAAUGGCCCUUGUAGCGUGACCACGCUACACUACGGUGCGCGAUAGUACUAUAGAGACUUCCGGUCCGACGCAGGAAGUGAGACACACGUGUCCCGGGGAAGCCGUCCAUUUGUGUCUGCGAUGGUGUGCGAGUUCCCAUACCAUUCGAGCUCACGAGACUGUGUUCGACUUCAUUUUCUCGCUCACUCUCUUUCAGUCACCCCCGCCCCUCCUUCUCCUCUCCUCCUCGUUCUCUCCCUUUCGUUCAUUGCCCGGUGGGCUUCAAUUUUAAGCGGACUUGUUCCUCGCGUUGAACGGUGUUACUUCAUCGCCUCGUUCCCUUGCUUUUUUUUUUCUACCAAACGCUUUAUCAACGCGACGAGAGUUUUGCGAAUAGUGAAUAUCUGAUUAUUUGCAACGAACUGUUUUAUUCCGAUUGAAAAUUUUGCCCACGGAGAUGAGCUUCGCACGAAUGGAUACACAAUUCCGACGAACAACUCGUUGGAAGAAUACUCGUGGAGGUCUUUCGAGGUGCGGUGGAAACCGGCACGGAGUUGAACGUCGACGAGGUCAUGCAACCCGUUCUAAAACUCGUCAACGACACAGAUCCCACGGUGAGAAUCGACCUGAUUGAACAACUGCCACACGUGGCAAUGAUAUGCCAGGAAGCUCCUGAUCGACUCGGCGAUGUUUUACCUCGACACUUGAUCCAAAUCAUCAGCACUUUCCUUCUCGACGACGAACAACAAGUUAGACAGUCAACCCAUUCAGCAUUAUUGGCUCUGAUAGAUCGUGGACUGUUGGACAAAAAUUCGGCAGAAUUCGUAGUCGCCCCAACGCUUCUGAGGAUGACCCAGCAGCUCGACAGACUCGAGCUUUUCACCCUCGCAAUUGACGGUAUGAGCAAAGUUGCCAAGAUCCUAGACGAGGCGACCGCUGAAAGACUAUUCCUCAACAGAUAUCUGGCGCUCUGCGCGGAGAGAAAUUUUUUUAUAAGAAGAUUGUGCGGCUUCAGAUUUGGUGAAUUUAGCGCCAGUAUGAGCAAAGACGCAGUUUAUGAAAAAUUGCUUCCUAUGUACGUAACUCUAUGCAAAGAUCCUGUAUGGAGCGUGAGAAAGUCGUGCGCCGAUGUGAUAGUUUCAUUCGCAUGUUGCGUCUCGUUGCAUCACCGCCGCACAACCCUGUCCGAACAAUUGGCUAAUUUUCUCACCGACGAUUCAAAAUGGGUCAGAGUUUCAGCUUUUCAAAUACUUGGCCCGUUCAUAUCGACGUUUGCUAAACAAUUCACCGGCUUUUCAUACAAUGAGUACGGUGAACUCGUACUUACCGAUCAACAUGGUACCGAGCUCAGGUAUAACGUCAAAUCUUCAUCGGGGGGUUCAACGGAACCGGCAUUCUGCAAUGCUAUGAUAACCACCGAGAACGCACUUUAUGCAGAGUUUGGAAAUUUAAUGGCGAAAUCAUGUGCGGAGUCAGGAGGCGAAGGAGAUUACACUAAAAAGGCAAAUAUGAUGCAGGACGAUCGCGUUAACGCGAAGUGGAAGCAUGAAGGAGCUUCGAAGAGUAGUGUUGUAAACGAUGAAAAUCAAGAAAACGAUGCGACGAUAGUACAAGAUUACGAUGAAUUCAAUCCAUUCCGUUAUUAUUACAUACCACCGAAUUUACCACUGGAUACGGAGCUCGUACAAGCAGCAAUGGUCGAAUCAUCAACAGAAAAAUCGCAAAUUUCACCGACCAAAGAAGAGACGCAGUGCGAUGCAAAUGGAGAAAACAAGGAAUUUAAACAACACCGCGGCCGAAGACGUAGACUCACUGUUAUGGAUAAGCUAGUGCUGGAAAAGUCUUCCAGGUUUCUUAAAAACUGUAUCGAAUGUAAUGGUAACGAAACACGUACCGAGACGUUGUCCGAUGAUUCUAAUUUCUUGAACGAUACUGUCGACAUUGCGAACGUAUCACUCGAUAGCAGUGACUGUCAUUCAAGCCCUGGUGUCAAUAGUAAAAUCGAUCAUUCGGCCAACAAUGGACAAACCAUAGUGCCUCAAUAUCUCAUUGAAUUUUUCAUUUCAAUGGCCGAUCCAGGUGCGAAGAGCAUCGGUGUAGAAAUACCACGUUAUUGCGCUUUUAGUUUCCCAGCCGUCGUUCUUACGCUUGGACGGGAAAAUUGGCCGUUGUUAAAAGACGCCUACGAAGAAUUAGCCUAUGCUCGUGAAUUCAGGGUACGGAGAACGGUUGCUUCGAGUAUUCACGAAUUGGCGAUGAUUCUCGGUGAAGAGCUUGCCGGGCGCGAUUUGUUGCCAGUAUAUUACGGUUUUAUUAAAGAUCUCGACGAAGUUAGAGUGGGCGCUCUCAAACAUUUAACUACUUUUCUCAAAAUAUUACGACCGGCCGAUCGACAAAAAUUCCUACCAAAACUCAAGGCCUUUUUAACGAUGGACAGCGAAUGGAAUUGGCGCUUCCGCGAAAUAGUCGUCAGCAAAUUGCUCGAAGCUAUACCCCUCUUCAGUCCGAAUGAUGUCUCCGAGCAAAUCGUACCGCUAUCGCUUCCGUUGCUGGAUGACACAGUUGCGGCUGUCAGACACACCGCGUUGGCUCUGGCGACCGAGAUAAUAUCAUACCUAUCAACCGACGAGCACCUCGUAACAGCCCUCAUUCAAAACCUCAAGUACUUGCUCGCCUCGGAAGAGAGCAAAUGGACGUGUCGUCAAGCUUUCGCUUUACUGUGCUCCUCUCUUAUCAGAAACGAAGCGAUAAGCCCCGAGAUAUUUGGUAGAGACCUGUUGCCGUGCUUGCUCAGUUUAUCUUCGGACAUUGUUCCGAACGUCAGGUUGGCCGUUGUCACAGCACUUACUCGACACGUCGUCAACAUUUGUGACUACUUAGGGGCCGAUCAGGCGGAAAAGGUCAAUCAAAAGAUAAUACAAAUGCGAACGGAUCCUGAUCGGGACGUACGGAUAGUCGCUGGUGGAGUAGGUGGAAAAUAUUAUCCUCAGGGUGCCGAGUGGAAAGUGCCCGCAGUCAAGGCUAAAUUUUCCUGCUACGACGGAUCAACGUAGAAAAAUUUCACACACAGAGCACGGCCACAUAGGAAGAAAUAGGGAGAGAGACAGAGAUAAUCUACGAGCUGCAACGUUGGAUACUGGAAGCUUCUGUGAGAUAGCGGCGAACAUGAACAAACCAGAGAAAAACGAACAUAGAAAUACAAGCAAUGCGAAUGAAUGUCCGCGGUGCCUCUUGACACCGAAAAUUAUGUAAGAAAUGUAAGCUCAAGCUUUUUGUUGUUUUUUUUUCUUUUAAAUCUACUAACAUACUAGGCGAUUUGAGCCCAACGAAGCGAGACUACUGAACACAAUUUUAUACUGCCUAAAAAAGGAAUGAUGUUCGUCGGAAUUGGGGAAUGAUUUUUGAUUAAUGGGAAAAAGUGAUCGCGAAUCAUUGUCUAUUAAUCAUAAUGAUUUUACGCUUGUACGAGGCGCAUCUAGUAUACGUGACAACGAAUUUUUCCUUCCUCUCGGAGAAUUUCCUAUUUUUACGUGUUCAAAAGAGUAAAAACAAAGGAACUGCGGAAUUUGCACGUACUGGAUCAGUCUCAUAGAUUAUGUCGCAUUAACGAGAAGUACAGAAAUAAUAGAUCCAUACUGCCCUAUUACCGCCCCGAAUAAGCCACACGAUUUCUUUUUGUAUUCCACAAUUGUCGUUUUUCCCAAUAAUCGUAAAGUACUAAAAUGAAAUUCUGAACAGUUCGAAAAAAAAACCGAGAAUUAUUAUUUUGUAUCGAGUACUACGGUAAAUUAUCGGCACAAAUGAAUGAUUGCAUGAAUUUGAUUAAGUGUUUCCCGGAAGAGUAACUUUCGUUUUCCCCCUCUUGUAUUGGAUCUCAAUGACGUUAAUCGAAGCUCAAUUUUGUAAAUCAAACGGUAUUAUUACUCCCACGCGUUCGCGAUCAACGUUAUUGCAUAUUUUUGUUGUUCAUUUUAAUACGGUUUUAAAAAAAUGUAUUUCAUCUUUUCGUUAAAAAGCUUAGCCAACAAACACAGUCGUGAUCGUUGAAAACGCGCGUGUCGUUCUUGGACAGCGUCUACAGUUUUACUACGCCAAUUUUUGUAAACGAUUUAAAGUUUAAGUAGUUUUUAAGUAGCCGAGGAUUGAAUGAUAUGUAAAUGCGGCAAUCGAUCAUCGAUCGCGUUCCGAAAUAAGGACUAUCACAGAGCAUAACACAGUGAAACGAUGAAACCCUCCGCCUACCUUGUAUAUUGAAUACCUAUUAUUUACACGCUAACGAUAUUAACGAUAAAACUACUACUAAACAAUACUGUACAAUACGAGACUAAGAUUAAACGAAAAAACAGCAAAAAAACACAUAAGAAAAUCGAAAAAACAACAACACAUUUGUGGGGAGAGAUAAAGUUCAUGAAAUAAAAGUUCGAAAGUGACGCAAUUUUCUUUACGUUAUCUCUUCCACGUAAAAAGGGUCCGAGGCAACCAAUUUUUCACGAUCCCUCUCUUUGGAACCAUACCUGCUAUAUUUUCAACUAAUUUGUGAUACGUGAUCUCUCGUGUGAGAGUAAUCACGUGUGUAACCUUGUUACGAGCAAAAAAAAUGUGAUGAUCGGCCAAGGCUCUACAUUUAUUCUGUAAUUUUUGUUUUUUUUUUUUUUAAAUAAUUAUUCAACCUGCACUCGUUAAUUGUGAAUAUUCGUGAGAACCAAGCGAAUGUAUUGUUUCAUGAUACUAUUAUGUAUAAAAAAACAUUAUGUAUUUGGUAGAGGAGACGAAGAAUGAGAGAAAUAAACUUGAAGUCAUUUGUUACGUGA